This is a messenger RNA of Trematosphaeria pertusa, 1995 nucleotides long. RefSeq names its product glycosyltransferase family 25 protein. The transcript has 2 exons. The coding region runs from base 426 to 1706 and encodes 426 amino acids. The record is from RefSeq and is a predicted model, not a curated record. NCBI's taxonomy places the organism in Eukaryota, Fungi, Ascomycota, Dothideomycetes, Pleosporales, Trematosphaeriaceae.
GGGUCUGCCUCAGGAAGAGGGAUAAAGCAAGGCUGGAGCUUCCUUCUGGCGAUCCCAUGGUUUGACGCUGCGGCAGGAGCUCCAAACGUCCCCAUCGUAUUGGCGGUCAUUUACAGCGGGCGAUCUGCGUGCAGCACGCACGGAUGGGACCCCUGCCUACGCCUGUAACCGCCACUAUUGCUGCUCUGUGAGCCUGCGACCCGAAAGUGACCCCAUAAAGCGCACUCGCGCGGGAUCGAUAAAUGCGACAGGGCCCAGGAACCUGCUGCUCCACCUUCCCGGGGCGCAAACAACCCAUCCUCGACAGCUGUUUCCUGACCCUUAUUCAUUAUUGUGGUUCUCCUCUCCACGUCACCCUCCCCAUGGCCAUGUCCUGAGUCCUCUGCCCUCGCUCUGUUUUCCCCACGUCUUCCGCAACCUCCGCCAUGCUUGCUCCCAGCAGGAAACGCCCGCUGCCGCUGCUGGUCGCCCUCACCUUCGUGGUCCUGGUCUUCUUCUACCAUCGAGACGCCGACCGCAUAUACCAGCAAUGGGCGACGUCGCUCGAAGCGCAGCACGUAAAGCUGCCCGCCAACCGGACGCUGGGCUUCGGUGCCGUGGUCGUCGUAUCCAAGGAUGGCUCUGAGCGGCGCCACUCGCUUGUGCAGGCCGCCAAUGUCACCGACAUCGACCUCACGAUCCCUAAGCAGCCCGUGUGGACAGAGGGCGACGUGCAAAGGUUUGCAAAUGGUCAAGAGAAGUUCCAGAGAGGCUCGCUUCUGGCCUGGCUGGGACACCUGAAUGCGCUGCAAUGGUUCCUAGAUUCCGGCCUCGAGACUGCACUUAUCCUCGAAGACGACGUAGACUGGGACGUUCGCCUGCGCAGCGUACAGGUCCCACUCGCCGCGAGCGCUGCGCGCACCGUUGUGCCGCCCAAGCGAUCAUACAACCCAUUCACGAAAUUGGAUGGAAACCACAUGCAAUAUUGGGGCAACCAUGAACAAUGGGACCUCCUGUAUCUCGGGCAUUGCGGAGACUACUUCAACGAGGUCACAUACGAUGGGCUGGUGCCUACGGAUAAGCCGUUCAACCUGAGCGACCUCGCACACGUAGUGUACAAGGACCCUACUCUGCCGGUUCGAGCAGACCUGCACCCUUUUACACAGGCCCUCUUCGGCGCGCUUCAGAUGCCGGCGCAUUCACGAGCUUUGCACCGCUCCAAGUUCCCACUAUGCUCAUUCGGAUAUGCCGUUUCACGCACAGCAGCAGAACGUCUCCUAACCGAUCUUGCACCGCCGAAGCUGAAAGCAAAAGGGCCCCGAGCAUUUGAUGUCGCUCUCCUUCACGCCUGCGGCGCGGGCUCAAAGACUCCAUCACCCACCCCCUGGAGGAAUCCAAACCCACAUCCAGAUCCAAAUCUCAGGCACAAGUACGCAAGUCGCGGACUGCGGUGCUGGACUCUAAACUCAGAGCUUUUCCACCACAUGCCCGGCGACAGCCAGAUUGCCCAAAUAGGACAAGCCAUGGGCGAAAACCACGGUAUUCCGCCAGUCGACCUGGCUGGCCAAACGCAAGUCGUCUACCGCAACGAGACAACCAACAUCGGCUGCGGCUUCUGGAGCGGCGCGUUCGCGUUUGAAGACGGCGACACAAAGCGAUUGAAGUUCCUGCAGGAAGAGGUGGGACGAAAGGGGAGAUGCCUUAAAGACGGCAGAGAUACUCUUUGACGCUCCGUACACAGAUCCACGCGAGCAAGAGCGUGGAGUUGGGGUCCUUUCUGUUGUAUAUUUUCCUCCCUGAUCCGGUAUAUAUAAACCUCCUAUUCUAGCAUAUCUACGGCGUCUAUACAGUUGUUUCGAGGGUUAAGGGCUUGGAUUCUCAUUGGGUUAUGGGGUUUUGUUUGAUACCAAGGCAGGAUGCAGCGAGUCUGCAGGGAAGGAGCAAUCGCGGAGUUUUAUUGUUGGAUUCAUAUAUAGCAACGAUACCUACGGCAGGAUCAGAAUUCACGAUAUUUCU